AGGAGCGGGGUUGACACACACAGAAGACGAAGACCACCACGACAACACUAUCUAGACGAAGAAGACGAUACACUACCAUCAAACCAUGAAUACGUCUGUGAUUGUCCUACUCUUGGUCGGAGUCUCCACAAGUUUUGCUAUGCCCACCAGUACUGCUACUCCUACGAAAACCAUGAAGGAUGCAGUCCGAAUGUUACUAGAGUCGACUGAACUUCUUCAGAACUGGGGCAAUACAGUCAUCGAUGCCUCCCAGACCGGUCUCACUGCUGCCAAUGUCCAGAGUCUCAUGUCAUCAGGAGCUAGUGCCAGGCAGAGAUUCCACGAGAGUGUCGAGGAAGUCAGCGAGAUGAUGAAGGAGAACGGUCAAGAGGGAGCUCCCCCAUCAUUUCACAAGGACAUGGCUGAUAGCGCUGUCGAUAUGUUAAAAGAAGAAGCACGAUUGGAAGAUCUUACUGAGGAUGAAAAGCUCGCGCUUAUUGCUGGAGACAAACUUUCCACCGACACCAUGCGUCUGCGCAUCAACAUGCAUCUGUUUACCCGCAGUAUGGAAAUCUUGGACAGCAGCGUAUUGGCACUUGAGAGUCUCCUCGGCGACGAGGUCACUGAUGAUGACAUCGUGAAAGUCCUCCCAGAAUUGGUUGAGGAACUCGGCAGCGAGGGCACUGCCCUGAGUAUUGUGUUCAAGGCUAUCGAGGAGAAUUUUGAAGAUGCCGCCUACCUGAUGGAGCCACUGAUCGAAGAAGAGAUGAAACAGUUAAAAGAGGAAAAGGAGGAAGACAAAGGCACCCCUAGCCGCCAGCGCCGUAGCCCACCAGGCGGAUGGAGCGUUGGGUUAGGUGGUGUCAGCUGGUCGAACAGACGCGGCAAUGUCCACUUCAACGCCACACCAACCUUCGGCAAAGGUGGAUUCGGUGCGAGCGCUGGAUUCAGGAUAGAGUUCUAAGAAGGACGACGUACCGAAAGCCAUAUUGUAUCACUGCCAAGACUUUGAGGUUGUUGUCUUAUACUCAAAUGUGAUAUCAGACAUUCGGAGAAAAGUACUAUGUUCUUUCAAACGGUUAAAAAAUCAUUGCUUUCGGCUUCCGUCUUGAGGCGUGGUGAUCUGUACUUAAUACGUUUUAUCUCCUCACUGUUUAAAAUGCUAAUGUGAUGUAAUACAAUGUAUAAUAUGUACCUGGUAAUAUAACUUUAUACAAAGUACUUUAUUUUCUACAAGUAUCUACUAAAUUAGAGGCAAUGUCUAUUCGGAUAUUUCAUUUAACGAUGAUAGUUUUGCAAAGUAGUUAAAAAACUCAUGAAAACGUUUGACCUUGGAUCAACGUUAAACAUAUCACACGGAAAGACGUGGGCCUAAAGUGUCAGUUUGGUUGUGAUGUGCACCUAUUUGAUUAUAAAAUUCACUUGUACCAAUCGUUCUCUUUUACACUUUACACGCUUUUGUAAAAUAGGUUUUGUGAGCCCAUGAACAGUCUGUGAAAAUGAUAAUUAAAAUCUUUUGGAACAAA
Molecule: messenger RNA, 1505 nt
Organism: Lineus longissimus
Lineage: Eukaryota; Metazoa; Nemertea; Pilidiophora; Heteronemertea; Lineidae
Exons: 4
Coding region: 86-943 (285 amino acids)
Source: RefSeq, a predicted model, not a curated record